Cornus florida is the source of this 1107-nucleotide messenger RNA. RefSeq names its product basic leucine zipper 43-like. Gene Ontology annotation, molecular function: DNA-binding transcription factor activity. Lineage: Eukaryota; Viridiplantae; Streptophyta; Magnoliopsida; Cornales; Cornaceae. The record is from RefSeq and is a predicted model, not a curated record. Bases 245 to 802 code for a protein of 185 amino acids. Gene Ontology annotation, biological process: regulation of DNA-templated transcription. The transcript has a single exon.
AUGGAUAUGAUGCUACAUAUAUAAGCACAGGCACAUGUUCUGCAUCAUAUUCCAAUUGUCUCAUCUUUAACAAACCCAUGUACCUCUAAUUGCCAAAGUGGGGCCACUUCAACUUUUCCCGUCCUAUAAAAUACGGACUCCCUUCAAGCUUCCCCUGGUCUUCUCUCCAUAUCAACUUCCUCUACCUGACCUCUUAAAAACCCUUUCAAAAAUUAGUACCAGCAACCAAAAAAAGUUCAAAGCCAUGCAACCCAGUGAGGUUACAGAACUUCAUUAUCUAGUUCCUUCCAACCCAACUCCAUACGCUGUUCACUAUAGUUUGACCCAAAACAACACACCCGCAUUUCAGUUAGGCAGAGUCUCUAAUCCUUUAUAUCAUCCUCAGAUGAGUCCUCAGGUUCAAGAAUUCAACCCACAGUUUACAUAUUUAAGCAGCAACACAACUUCUGACGAAGCAGAUGAGCAACAACAAAGUAUCAUCAAUGAGAGAAAGCAGAGAAGAAUGAUAUCCAAUAGAGAGUCUGCACGCCGAUCACGCAUGCGCAAGCAGAAGCACCUGAACGAGCUUUGGUCACAGGUUGUUUGGCUGCGAAACGAGAAUCAUCAGCUCAUGGAUAAACUGAACAAUGUUUCAGAGAGCCAUGACCGAGUAGUUCAAGAGAAUGCUCAGCUCAAAGAAGAAGCCUCAGAACUUCGUGAAAUGCUCUCUGACAUGCAGCUCAAUAGUCCUUACCCUACCCUAAGGGGCAUGGAUGACAUGCCAUGUGACACGGCUUACCUCGGGACUGAAUUCUCAAUUUAGUCCAUCACAAGUUUCAGGGAUUUACUUCAUCCAGAUGGUUCUAGAUUUCCCUUUAUCUCUUUCCGAUAUUUGUUGGUAUAAAAGUAAAUCAGCAUUUAUCUUCACUUAAGCUGUACGAGAUCAGAGAGAGUAAUUAAUGCAAUAGCAUCUAUUGUGCAUAUCAUUCUUCACUUAUGAUGUCACAUGUUUAAAUAUAGAAGUUACAGGUGUCUGGAGGUUCUAUAAAUAAAAAUCUUCAUCAACUAGGUCUCACCUCUAUAACUGCAAAAACAUUUAAAUAUUCAAACAGUAAAAUAAAAGAGGAU